AUGUACCUCGACCUGUUAGUCCACCGGAAAUUGCCCCGCCGUUACCACAACCAAGAACCACCGUCACUAUCGUUGCCAGAGUUUCCUUUUGCCGUUGAAAAAGAACCGUUCGGCUCCUCUUCCACCGCUGACCUGGGAUCUGGCCUUAUCUUCCUCAAACGUCGCCCCAACGUGCCUCGAAUAAACCCAAACCGAGCUACUUUCAACCUUAGAUCUGCCUUAUCUAACCGCCGGAUCAAGCUAUGUUUCGGGAGGGGGAUGAGGAAAAGUAAGGAAGUGAAAAACGGAGGAGCCACAGAAAAGCCGUUGGCUUUCCAACCCCCGCCUGGAGGGCAGGAUGGGGUCGCCGAGAUGGUGAAGGCCUUAAUAGCACAAUUCCAGCAAGACCGUCAAGAGGCAAAAGAAAGACAAACUAGGGAGGAAGCUAGGAUCGCCGCACUAGAAAACACACUAUUGAGAGCAAACACUCAACCUUUUGCGGACGCUGCACACCGCCGAGGUGAGAGAACUCCUACUCCAGGAGACUCUCGCGACCCACCAAACAUGGAAGAGUUGGGUCUGCCGAGUAACGAAGAAUACUACGACAACGACGACCGCCGUUCAGAAGAAGAUCCCACUCAUUACCCUCAUGACACAUCAACAGAUGAACGUGUCUAUGAAAUUGAUGAUGUACCAACAAACUCUUCCCAAGCAGACAGAGCUCUACGACGGUCAGUGAGGGAUCAGUACGCUGGAGAUACAUACCAGAGGCUGGUGAACAAAAUCUUCAAAGAGAUGAUCGGCAAGUGCAUGGAAGUGUACGUGGAUGAUAUGUUGAUUAAAAGCUCAUCCAUGGAACAACACCCGAAGGAUCUCGCUGAGUGCUUUGACUACUCGAGAGCUUACAAAAUGAAGCUGAACCCAUCAAAGUGCACGUUCAGCGUGGAAGCUGGAAAGUUCCCGGGUUUCAUGGUGUCAACAGAAUAUGAAGCACUGAUAGCGGGGCUAGAAAUUGCUAGACGAAUGAGAGCCAGUCACCUUAAAGUCUUCAGCGACUCCCAGAUUGUCACUAAGCAAACCAGCGGCGAAUAUGAGGCCAAAAAACCAAGUAUGGCAGAAUACAGUAAAAAAGUGCAAGAGCUGUGGAGCACGUUCGACAAGAUCACCUUGCAACAGGUACUAAGGGACGAAAAUACCCGAGUAGAUGCACUCUCUAAGUUGGCAUCGUCCAAUGUGGAAUCAGCCAGAGGCAAAGUAUUCAUGGAGUAUGUGGAAAAGCCAGCCUACAUAAGAAAAGCCCAAGUGCUCACCAUAGAAGAAGAGGUAGCGCCCAAUUGGAAAACUGAAAUUAUUGAUUAUCUGAACGGCAUUCGCCCGAAGCUGGAUCCUAAGGAAGCAUUGGCAAGACAGAGGCGAGUGGCAAGAUAUGUUUUGAUCGAUGGGGUCUUAUACAAAAAGUCCUUCAUACUUCCCCUCCUUAAGUGCCUGGGACCAACUGAGGCAAACUAUGUUUUAAAAGAAAUUCACCAAGGAGUAUGUGGAAACCACAUGGGAGGGAGAUCAGUCGCCCAAAAAGCUCUCAAACAGGGAUAUUAUUGGCUAACAAUGCGAGCAGACGCAAUCAGCCUAGUGCAGAAAUGCUUCAAAUGCCAAGAGUUUGCAAAGGUGUCAAGAUUUCUAGCAGAAGAACUCAAUGUAAUCAAAGCAGCCUGGUCGUUCGCCAUGUGGGGAAUGGACCUGAUUGGCCCACUCCCCAAAGCCUCAGGGAACCUGAAGUUUGCAAUUGUGGCAUUUGGCUUGCCCAACGCCAUAGUAUCAGACAUUGGUCUGCAACUGCAAGCUCAGCACAUACAAGAACUCUAUAAGAAGUUCCAUGUAAAGCUCAUUGCCAGCUCGAUUGUCUACCCCAAGACAAAUGGCCACGUAGAGUCCACGAAUGCCAAGAUCCUGUCGCCAUUAAAAAAGAAGUUGGAAUCCAAGAAAGUAAAAUGGAUCGAAGAAUUUCAUGAUGUCAUAUGGGCCAUAAGGACCACCUCCCAUACGGGAACAAGGGAAACACCAUUCAACAUGGCGUUCAGCACAGAAGCUGUAGUGCUAGCCGAAAUAGGGGUUAAAACAUUCAGAACAUCCCCUUUGUUCGACCCAGAAAAGAAUGAAGAAGAGCUUCAAACCAACUUAGACAUACCUGAGGAAGUUAGAGAAGCAGCACAACUGAGGCAGGCGAACAGGGCCCAAAAAAUCAGCCAAUACUACAAUCAGCGCGUUCGACAUAGACAAUUUCAGAUUGGAGACCUGGUGGAGAUACCCGAAUUUGAUGGGAGAGGCCAACCCGAUGACUUCCUUGAAUGGUUACAUACGGUGGAAAGAAUUUUUCAGUACCAAGAUGUGCCCGAGAACAAGCAAGUGAAGCUUGUAGCUAUCAAGUUUAGAAAACAUGCCUCUUUGUGGUGGGAAAAUUUGAGGAUGCAAAGAGAAAGAAAAGGCAAAGAAAAGGUUAGAACUUGGGACAAAAUGGUGCGUGAACUCAAGAAGAAGUUUCUGCCCGAGGACUACAAGCAAGAUGUAUUUCUCAAGCUCCAAAAUUUGAAACAAGGGUCCAUGAGUGUCCUAGACUAUACGGCUGAAUUUGAUGCCUUGAUGAUCAAAGCCAACAUCAAUGAACCCGAGGAGCAAACUAUAGCAAGGUACUUAGCUGGUUUGAAAAUUUUGAUUGCUAAUAUUGUUGUUUUACAGCCUUAUAGGACCUUAAAUGAUGUGAUCAAAUUAACCCUUCGAGUGGAGAAACAAGUUAAAAACAAAUCUGUUGUAAAACUUGAUGAAAGAGAGCUUAGCGAGGAAACUACUCCAAAAGCUCCAUUUGUGCCAAAAUGCAACGUUAAUGGUGAUGCAAAAGAUAAGGGCAAAAAGGCAGCAGAUGAUAGUGGGAAAACAAAGUUGAGGCCAGAAAAGAAGUGUUUCAAAUGCCAUGGAUUCGGUCAUAUUGCUUCUGAUUGUCCAAAUCGCCAAGUUAUUGCGUUGAUUGAAGGAAGUGAUGAUGAUAGUGAAAAGAAUGAGUUGGAGGCCGAACAAGCACAUGAGGAAGAAGUACUUGUCCAUGCCGACCAAGGGGAAUCUCUUGUUGUUCAAAAAGUUCUCCAUAUCACUCAAACUAGCCCGGGGGAAGAUUGGAAAAGAAAGAAUGUCUUUCACACCCGAUGCACUUGCCAAGGAAAAAUUUGCAUGGUGAUUAUUGAUAGUGGAAGUUUUGAGAACCUUGCCUCGAUGGAGAUGGUCCAAAAGCUCGGGUUGAAGACCAUUCCACAGCCCACACCCUACAAAUUGAGUUGGUUGAAAGAUGAGUCAGAUUUGAAACAUGUUAUUUAUGAUGGCCAUGCUCACACUUACACCUUAAAGAAAGAUGGCCGAAAGAUCACACUAGCUCCAUUGAAACCUAAAACAACACCUACACCAAAAAUGGAGAACUUGUUGUCAAGUAGGGGUCUUGUUCCUUAUGUUCAUGAAGGUACUUCAAAUUUUUUUCAACCGGGGGAGAAUGACACGGGAGUGUCCCAUAUGAGUCAUGAAGGUGAUUCGGGUGAAGAAGACGAAUUUAGUAAAGCAAGCACCACGCCAUGUAAGCACCUUGCUUUAAUGACAUGUCACUUUAAAUGGGACCAAGGAAGCCACGUUGGAUGGAAGCUAGCACCUCUCCAAGUUGAUGCCUAUGUGGAAGCAAGCACCUCUCAUUUCAUGACACAUGUUAAUGACCCACCUUUCUCCAUGUGA
Molecule: messenger RNA, 3744 nt
Organism: Corchorus capsularis
Lineage: Eukaryota; Viridiplantae; Streptophyta; Magnoliopsida; Malvales; Malvaceae
Source: the annotation of a GenBank genome assembly